Arabis nemorensis is the source of this 261-nucleotide messenger RNA. NCBI's taxonomy places the organism in Eukaryota, Viridiplantae, Streptophyta, Magnoliopsida, Brassicales, Brassicaceae. The record is from the annotation of a GenBank genome assembly.
AUGGAGAGAAAGACUAGGAAGGAUCAGAUGUUGUGCCAGAGGUGCAAGCGAUGCUUCACAGAUUCUUCAAACGACGCUUCCUCUUGUCGUUUUCAUCCUUCCUUGUUCGUUUGUCGUCGCCACGAUGACCAGAAAAGGUACUAUGAAUUGGGACCUGAGGAUCCACCGUAUGCAGCCAAGUUCUACGAUUGUUGCGGGGCAGAGGAUCCUAAUGCACCGGGCUGUGUCACCAGCGCUCACAUUUCAUAUGAUGACAACUGA